AUGGUUUCUCUGAACCCAGACGCACAAGAAUUUGUUCCAACCAAUAACCUCCACCUUCAGCAACAACAACAAUUCUUUCCAUACCCCAAUUUUCCCACUUCCAUUAUCACUCCUCACGACCACUACUACUAUUACUACUACUACGGUUCUUCAUUCCCCUAUCGAGAGCUUUACCCCAUCUAUUAUUACCCCACCACAAUAGUUCCACCACCUUCCAUGAUCUCUCAUAAUGCCCCCGUAACCAUCCCUUUAGCGCCUAAAGCUGAGACACCCCUUGUUCAUAACAUAGAAAAUGACCCUAGCCCCGUGGAAGCGCAUGCAGUGCCCCAGAAGAACGACGAGGUGGUUGUUGCUGAAGCCGAAACGGAUGGCGCAAAAGGGCUUGUGCAGAAACAAGUGUGUAAGGCUUUCAUUAGUUGCGGAUCAGUGAAUGGUCACCGUUCUGAUGGUAUGAGAAUGAAGGCUUACGCGCAGAGAACGAAGGGAGAAGCGAAUGGUCAACACAAAAGUUUUGACUUUUUGAAGAACCGAAAAGUUACGAGGUACCCGGAUGAACAGUGCCCCAGGGUUUACCCUAAGAAGAAACGUUUUUAUCCUCAGUUGCCUGUUAAUGUCGAGAAGAAUGAAACCACUGUCAUGAUAAAAAAUAUUCCUAGCAAAUACACCCGAGACAUGCUGGUGGAGUUUCUGGACAAUCACUGCAUGAAUUUGAAUAAAAGAAUCAAAGAAUGCGGUAAACAGAAAUGCGAAGAGCCAAUCACUUCUUUAGCUUUUGAUUUCGUUUAUUUGCCAAUUGAUUUCCAAAGUGGGAUGAACAAGGGUUAUGCUUUUGUGAACUUCACCGAAUCCCAGGCAGCGUGGAAGUUUCUUUGGACAGCCUCGCAUCUGAAAUGGGACUUGUUCCAGUCCCACAAGAUACGUGAAGUGGUUUCUGCACGUUUGCAGGGGAAGGAGACGUUGGAGAAGCAUUUCGAAACUAUGAACUUUCCGUGCGAGUCCGAGGAUGUUCUACCAGUGUGUUUCAACCCACCUCGCGAUGGUGUAAUCAAGGGAGAGCAACGCACAAUUGGGAAUCUCUCUGGGCGUUAA
Molecule: messenger RNA, 1089 nt
Organism: Sphenostylis stenocarpa
Lineage: Eukaryota; Viridiplantae; Streptophyta; Magnoliopsida; Fabales; Fabaceae
Source: the annotation of a GenBank genome assembly